This is a messenger RNA of Dimorphilus gyrociliatus, 1807 nucleotides long. Lineage: Eukaryota; Metazoa; Annelida; Polychaeta; Dinophilidae. The record is from the annotation of a GenBank genome assembly.
GUUUUAUUCACACCAAACGCUUCAAAAUGGCGAUGUCAAAGAGCGCUAAUAAUUAUAACCGGCAAAAUUGGGAAGAAUCUGAAUUUCCGAUUCUCUGCCAAACAUGCUUAGGUGAUAAUCCAUACAUUAGAAUGAUGAAAGAAAGAUAUGGCAAGGAAUGUAAAAUUUGUCAACGACCUUUUACUGUAUUUCGAUGGUGUCCAGGAGCUCGAAUGCGCUUUAAGAAAACAGAAAUUUGUCAAACUUGCAGUAAAAUUAAAAAUAUAUGCCAAACAUGCCUUUUAGAUUUGGAGUUUGGCUUACCUGUUCAAGUAAGAGACCAGGCACUUAAGGUGUCAAAUGAAAUGCCAAAGUCAGAUGUGAAUCGCGAAUUUUAUGCCCAAAACAUGGAAAGAGCUAUGUCAGAAAGUGGAGAUGGAACUGUUCCACCUGGGGAACUUGGAAAAGCUCAAGCACCAUCUGAUAUGCUGUUAAAAUUAGCUCGAACUACUCCGUACUAUAAAAGAAACAGACCGCACGUAUGCUCAUUCUGGGUUAAGGGUGAAUGCAAGAGAGGCGAGGAAUGUCCUUAUAGACACGAGAAACCUACUGAUCCAGAAGAUCCAUUAAGCGAUCAGAAUAUCAGGGACCGAUUUUACGGUGUAAAUGACCCUGUUGCAGAUAAGCUAUUAAAACGCUAUGAAGGGAUGCCAAAAUUGGACCCUCCUGAAGACAAGACGAUUACAACACUAUAUAUUGGUGGACUACCCGAAGGAACAACUGAAGAUAAUUUGAGAGAUCACUUUUAUCAAUUUGGAGAGAUCCGAUCUAUUACAAUAGUUGCAAAGCAACAAUGUGCUUUUGUACAAUUUACUUCACGAAUAGCUGCUGAAAAAGCCGCUGAAAAAUCAUUCAAUAAAGUUAUCAUCCAUGGACAACGAGUCAACAUCAAAUGGGGUAGAUCUCAGGCUCAGGCUCAGACAGCAAUUGAAGAUAAGGUUCGUGAAGGACGCAAAUUAGACCCUGUUCCUGGUCUUCCUAACGUACUACCAAUACCAGAGGAUUUAACUAGUAAUUUCUUUAAUCUUGGAAAUCAAGCUCCUGGCCCCAGACUACCUCAGCCACCUCAGCCUGGUUUAGCAAUGACAAUGAUACCACCGAUGAGUGGUCAACAACCAUUGUUUUCCAAUUUUAUGCCCGCACCAAGACCACUAACAGUUCAUUAUCCAUCACAAGAUCCGAACAGAAUGGGACAAUCGGCAACGGCUGCUCCACCUGUUCCCGGAUCUUCAGCUACUAUUCCAUCCGAACCACCAGCUGCAACUGAAUAACUUAAAUCUUGUUUAUAUACUUCAAGUAAUAGUAGUCAUAUAUCUUUGCAUUAAUGCUCUCAGUUAUGAAGUUUACUAAGAAAAGUUAAAUAUACAAAAUAUGCAUAUUGCAUACGUAAGCCUAGACAUUUAUGCAAUGAACUUGAAUUUCUAAUUAUUUAUAUAGAAAUAGGCGUCAAUUUCCCAUCAGAAAAGUCUACGAAUUGAUUAAUAAGUACAUAUUACGACUGAUCAUUAAAUCUACUCACUUUUCUUGGAAGUUGACUCAUAUAAUCUUUUAUAUUGGUUUGUGAAAACGUCUACUUUAAAUAGAAGCUACAUUCCUUAAUAGCAUACUAAAAGUUCAUUAAUAGGCGAAUGGAAGAUUUGUUAGCGUUUAAGUAAUAAGAUAAAGCUAGAGAAACAUAGAAGUAACAUUUCCUUAAAGGAUGGUUGUAUGACCUCAACCUAGUUUUUAGAUUGUAAAUUCUUGCAAAUCACUGUAAUUAUGACUAUCC